AUGACAGUUCCACGAGCGCGAGUACUAGACCUGCUACGGGCGCAAUGCCGAAUAUUCAACACCACCUUCAACCCUCAGAACUUGCGACUCGGAAACAAAGUUCUGCGGCAACGAUUACGAGGACCUUCGUUCGCCGCAUACUAUCCACGACGAGUAGCCACAUUCAAGGAUCUCAAGACUCUAUAUCCAUUGAGAAAGAUUGAGAUGUACGAUGACUUCGAGGAGGACCGAUUAGAGCACCUG
Molecule: messenger RNA, 243 nt
Organism: Pseudocercospora fijiensis CIRAD86
Lineage: Eukaryota; Fungi; Ascomycota; Dothideomycetes; Mycosphaerellales; Mycosphaerellaceae
Exons: 1
Cellular component (GO): mitochondrion
Source: RefSeq, a predicted model, not a curated record